ACAGUCGGUACCGUGAUCUGCGUGUGGAGACUAUGGCGUUCCGGAGUGCUGUGUAACGGGCGGACUGAGGGGGAAUCUCACUGUUUCACCGCCUUCAUGUUCACAGUCACCCCGGGAGAGACGGACUGAGGAAAAGAGGAGAAAUGGGCUCCCGCAUCAAGGACAGCCCUGAGACCACCUUUGAGAUGUACAUGGAGGUGGGCCAUUCUGGGACGGUGGGCACAGAGCCGGAGGUGCGGAGAGUUUUUCCUGAGGACUAUGCUGAGCAGGAAACUCUGCAGACUGUGCCAAAAUUUUGUUUCCCCUUCAGUGUGGACAGUCUGGCAGUGGGUCAGGUGGGGCAGAACUUCACCUUUGUUCUGACUGAUAUUGACAGUAAGCAGCGUUUUGGGUUCUGCCGUCUCUCGUCUGGAGUUCAGAGUUGUUAUUGCAUCCUCAGUUAUCUUCCAUGGUUCGAGGUGUUUUACAAGCUGCUGAACGUGCUGGCUGACUACACCAUUAAAGGACAGGAGAGUCAGUGGAGGGAGCUGCUGGAGUCUCUGUAUGCGUUACCAAUCCCUGAACCUGGAGUCCCUGUACACCUGAGCGUGCAUGCCUUUUUCUCAGUGCCUGAUCUGAGGGAGUUGCCAAGUAUUCCGGAAAAUAGGAACCUGACGGAGUAUUUUGUAGCAGUAGAUGUGAAUAACAUGCUCCACCUGUACGCCAGCCUGCUGUAUGAGCGCAGGGUCCUCAUCAGCUCCAGCAAACUGAGCACUUUAACAGCGUGUGUCCACGGUGCAGCAGCCAUGUUGUAUCCCAUGUACUGGCAACAUGUUUACAUCCCGGUUCUGCCACAGCAUCUGAUAGACUACUGCUGCGCGCCGAUGCCGUACCUCAUAGGAGUUCACUCAAGCCUGAUGGAGAAGGUCAGAGGAAUGGCUCUGGAUGAUGUUGUCAUUCUCAACGUGGACACUAACACGCUGGAGACACCGUUUGAUGAUCUGCAGAGUCUUCCUAACGAUGUGGUGUCUUCUCUGAAGAAUCGCUUGAAAAAGGUUUCCACGACAACAGGAGACGGAGUAGCCAGAGCGUUUCUGAAAGCACAGGCUUCUCUGUUCGGCAGCUACAGGAGCGCUCUGCGCAUAGAACCGGAGGAGCCGAUUACGUUCAGUGAGGAUGCGUUCAUCACACAUCGAUCCAGCACCAUGAGACAGUUCCUCCAGAACGCCAUCCAGCUCCAGCUGUUCAAACAGUUUAUAGACGGGCGUUUGGAGCUGCUGAACUCUGGUGAAGGUUUCAGUGACGUGUUUGAGGAAGAGAUUAAUAUGGGGGAAUAUGCUGGCAGCGAUAAAGUUUACCAUCAGUGGCUUCUCACAGUGAAGAAGGGCGGUGGAGCCAUCUUCAACACCGUGAAGACGAAAGCAAAUCCUGCCAUGAAAACCGUCUACAAGUUUGCCAAAGAUCACGCGAAGAUGGGUAUCAAAGAAGUGAAGAGCCGCCUUAAACAGAAGGAACUGACGGAGAACGGUUACUCCGGCAACAGAGACGAACCUGGCUCCGCCCACAUACCCUCCACACACAGUAAGGACUCGCUCACCUGGGAACAGAGACGACCAAUCACAGUGCACUUCGGACAGUCGGAGCGAGGUCAGCCCCCUCGGCCCACCCGCCCCCAGCGUCCCCCUGCCCCCCAGCGCCCCCCUCCCCCACACCCCUCCAAACUGCAGCGCAGCAGUCGUCCAGCUCGUCCUCCUCGGCCGCUGGUGGCGAAGAGGCCGCGCAGUAACGUGGGAUUGGAGGGCAGUCCUGAACACUGUAUGCGCCCUACGCGUCACUACACUGUGUUUCUGUGUGAGGACUCUUCUGGUGAUGAGCUUUCACAGGACGACGACUCCGUCUCUGCUUUUCCUGACCACUUCCUGCUCUCCGCCCCCUUUGAAUGGCCUCAGCCUUACAGAUCUCUUAAGGAGGCGGAGCUUGUGGAGGAGGGUGAGGAGGUGGGGGCAGAGCGUUUCCAGGGCAACACUGCCCCACCCAGCCCAAUACAGGAUAAAUUCUCUGAGCUGAGUCUGUUGGAGACUUCCUUCAGCAGCCAGCAGGGGGAGCCCACGCAUGCUUCCCGCACUAAACUCUACAUGCACGUACCGCUUGGUCCAGCACGGAGUCUGGAAGAGCUCAGCUCAGUGCCCGAGACGCAGGAGCAGCGCGCCAACUUCAACUAUCAGCGCAUGGAGAUUAGUGGCGAUGAACGUACUCGCACUCUCCCGGGACUCAAGCACUCCAGUUAUAACAAGUUGCGCAGCCAGAAAGGGCCGGACGAUGUGACUGUUUCAGACCGUGAGUCUCCUUGCUGGGAGCGGCCUCUAUCCGUCCCACCCCUGGAGCCACCAGAGCCACGCCCACCGAGCAGCGAGAGUCCCGCCCCGACCCAGGAGAGCGCAGAGAGGACGGAGACUGGCAGCAUAACCAUCCCACGCCCUCAGGGCCGCAAAACGCCCGAGCCGGGAAAGGUGUUGGCACCAGCCGUCACCUUGCUGCAGUGCCUGAAGCAGGGGGACAAAGAGGUGGGGCUAAGUGUGAGUGCGGGGGGGCAGGAGUUCCGACAAGCACUCAACAUGUCCCCUUUGUCACAGCCCUGCCCAGCCAGUGCGGAGGCAGAGCCCGACUUGCUCAGCCUGCUGGACCCUCUGAGUGGUGCAGAAGAACCCCGCCCACCUCCCAAACCUCCUGUCCCCCCACGGCCUGCCCUGCCCACGUUCCCGCCCCCUCUUUCCCUCAACCCCUUCACACAACACCCCCAGUACACCCUCCAGAGACACUACAGCCCUGUCGCUCCCAGCAACCCCUUCAGCUCCACUUACGUGCCUCCUCAAACUGGCACUUACUUCAACGCUCCACCCCCCCGCCCCCUCUCAGUGUUCGGUCAGCCUUCUGCUUUGGGUGGAACUCAGGCGAGUGGGGCGUGGCCACCUGCCAAAAUCCCACCCACUUCCAACAGCAGCAGCUCUCUCUCUAGCUUGUUAGAUUCUCCGGCCCCACCCUCUCUGAGCCAGGCUCUGCCGCCUUCCAAACCUGUAGACGCGCCUCACGACCCCUUCUGUGACCUGCUCACCAUGACAACCAUGCCCACCGGUGUGUCCACGCCCCCUAAGAAAAAAGUGGAGGACUUGCGGAGGAGGUGGGAGACUUUUGAUUAGCCUUGAGCACACCUUACCUCCACUGCUGCUACUGACCAAUGAGGGACAGCACUUGUCUGUUGACCACUGGGUAUUUUUUUAAAGGACUGCGCCCUCUGCUGGCCUGAACGCCCUGCUACAUGUGUGCGAGUGAGUGUGUGCGUACACUAAUGCUCAAACUGCAGCUGUUUGUUUUCCCUGAGUUUAUGAACUGACCUCAGACAAAAUCAGGCCUUCGGCUGACCUCGCGUGCUGUCUACUAGAAUGUGGAAAGGUGAAAGGUCAUGCUCACAGUAGUUUAGCUCGGCAUUUAUCUAAUAGCAUCCAGACUAAUAGUACAGUUUGUAUAGCUACCACUCUGAUGGCGUAGCUGUUGUGGUGUGUAACUUUCUAUCCGCCCCUCUGCAGGCUUUCUUCAUCACAUCGUGCUGUUAGGUACUCACUGAAGCGGCUGUUUAGGGUCAGUGUGAAGGUCAGGGGUUUGGAUUAAGGUGCCACACAAACUAUGACGCCUUCCUCAGCUGAUGCUGCAGUGUUUCCCAGACUUCAUAACACUAUCGUGUAGUCCUAUCCCAAAACCAGAGCCCUUAACCAAGUUUUCACUGAUAAACCUAAACCUGAAGUCAAAUCUGAUCUCAAAUUACUACAAAAUAAAAGUACAUAACACAAAGCACACUAUUCACUACACAACGUCCACUACACACCUUGUAGCCUAAAUAUCAGAGACACUAAACAGGACUCUAGGGCUGCAUGAUAUGGACAAAAUCCUUUUAUUGCAAUUAUGUUGCAGUUUCAGUGGGGAAUAAAUAAUGUGAUGAUAUGCUUAAAGAUUGAUCUGCAUUAUUUGACCAAAAGUAUUAUUUUGCCUUUAUUGAUCUACAUCUAUAUUUGCAUAUUGCAUCUUUCUGAGACAUCUGCGUUGUGAUAAUUAAGGCUGCAACAAAUAUUGGAUAAUAUCAAACACUGACCACACCUGACCAGAUAAGUUGUAUUUGUUUGUAAGAUAAUGAUAAACAGGUGCUUUCUUCAGCGUUGCCAGAUUGGGCAGGAUUAGGUAGCAUUUUAUGCUGCUUCCUAUGAAAAUUAUCUAUCAGUGAUGUUUUUAUAUCAAUAUUUCUUAUAAUAAUUAAUAUUAAUGUUAUAGUGUAAUAACGAUAAUAAAAUAAUAAUGACAAUAAUAAUAAUAAUAAAAAUGAAACAUCUUAAUUUUUUCUUAUUCUUACAGAAUAUUCGAAUGUUAAAGAUAAUACUGGAUAGAAUAUCAUAAAAUUAACACAUUUGAUAGUUGCAGCCCUAAUAAUGACCUUUUCACUCAAACUGAGCCACAGCUUCUCCUGCAAGGGGUGCACUGGAUUAUAACCCCCUUAGGCCUAAUCCUGAUCCCUAAUACUAAUCCUAACACUGAUCCUAACAUUAAUCCUGAUCCCUCAACCUAAUCCUAACCUUAAUCCUAAUCAUGAUCCCUAAUACUAAUCCUAACACUAAUCCUGAUCCCUAGUCCUAAUCCUGAUCCCUAAUACUAAUCCUGAUCGCUAAUACUAAUCCUAAUCCCUAAUACUAAUCUUAACACUAAUCCUGAUCCCUAGUCCUAAUCCUGAUCCCUUACCCUAAUCCUGAUCCCUGACGGCAGCCGCAAAAGUGACAGGCUCUGAAAGCAAGCUCCGCUGAGUUGCUGAGGUCAGCUGGCUGACCGUCAGCUCUACAUGUAGUUAUUAUGUCGUAGUAAUGAGUUAAACGGUGAGGGCUGGGUUGGGGUCACUGUGUGAGAGUUGGGGCAGGUUGUCCUCAGUAGCUCAUCAGUCAUGAUGUCUGUUGUGUCCACUCAGUGCUGCUCAGUGAAAACACACAGCAAAGUUAGACUCUCGGUUCUGUAUUGUUUGGACUGGAUGAACUGGAGUGGACAGGUUGGUGUACAGCGCCUUUUUUCUGGUUCUGGUUGUUGCGGAACAUAGAAGAAGCAGGACUUGUAUUUAAAUAAAAAAUAUGUAAAGUGUUAGGUGAGCAGUGGUCUUAGAUCUCUGUACCAGUCCAAAGAGAUGUGGUAGUUUAGGGUUUAGAGCAUUCUGUGAGGAGUCGCCGCUCGUUCAGCUCAGACGUUAGUGCUGAAUCUCAGCACGUUUAGUGUAAGACGUACAGUAACCAUCAUAAUCUGUUGUGUUUAUUACAGUCUGGUAAGCACCCGUUCCACCCAGUCCAGUGCUGACCAGUAAACCUGACUAAAACCAGCUAAAACCAGUAAACCCUGUUAAAUCACACCACAAUAUUUCAGAUUAGUACAGUGAGGAGGGAUGACUGAAAGGGCAAUUCCAGUGAUUUUUCUAAAUUCCUCCAUAAUUGAGGGUGUGAGGUGUAAACAGAGUGAUUCAGAGUGGUUUGGUGUGAAAUGGUUCAGAUGUCUUUACAGUGGUGGUGAUAGGAACCAGGGGUCGCCAUGACAACGACACAAAUAUAGACAUUUUAUUUACUAUCCAGAACCACCAGUGAACCUACACGAGUCUUCUGAGUUUAUAUGGAAUGUUGAUGAUGGGAAAUAGUGGAAAAUCUGAAAUAAUAAGUUUAUGAAAAAUCAGUGAAGCUCCCUUUGAAGUGCUAGUCAGGCGUCCUCCACUUCACUGAUACUCCUUUUAAGAGUAGUUUGAGUGGGAGGCGAAGGCUGAUGUAGUCUCUCUGAGGAGAUUCAGUCAGUGAUUGAGAGUCAUGGUGCCCUCUACUGGCCCACUGCAGCACUGCAGGCUCACUGGUGAAGGUGCCUUAAAGGACAUUGAAGCGUCGUUCUGUAAAGAAAGGCCGUAAAGCUUGUUUCCUGAGACCUGUCAGUAAAGCAGCUCUGUUAGUGUAGGUUAGUGCGAGCCAGGUGUAUUUACCCCUCUGAACAAAGCCAGGCUGCAGACAGAAGCUUCAAAACACACUUUUUUUGUUGUCUGAAUAUUCCCAGGUUUAUUUGUGCCCUUUUGAAAUGUGAACUCAUGUUUUUCGUUUAUAUCAUCAUCAAGCACUUUGAGUUUGUUUUUAUUUGAAUGGUAUGAUUUUAUGUAUAAUGUAUGUCAGCAUUAAAGAGCACAUAUUAUA
Molecule: messenger RNA, 6224 nt
Organism: Colossoma macropomum (tambaqui)
Lineage: Eukaryota; Metazoa; Chordata; Actinopteri; Characiformes; Serrasalmidae
Gene: dennd1a
Product: DENN/MADD domain containing 1A
Exons: 24
Coding region: 144-3176 (1010 amino acids)
Biological process (GO): endocytosis; endocytic recycling
Cellular component (GO): cytosol; clathrin-coated vesicle
Molecular function (GO): phosphatidylinositol phosphate binding; guanyl-nucleotide exchange factor activity
Source: RefSeq, a predicted model, not a curated record